UCAGUACCACUGCCGCGCUCAUGCUACACAUAGUGAGGUGAACCGCCCAGAAUGAAGUGUUUGUGUACUCUCGUAGUGUUGACUGUUGUAGUGUCGUGCCAGGCGACCAGCAAGCCCCGGAGAGGGCGCGGGAGCAUGUGGUGGGGCAUCGCGAAGGCGGGCGAGCCCAACAACCUGGCGCCGAUGUCCCCGGGCGUGCUGUACAUGGACCCGGCGGUGCACGCCACGCUGCGCCGCAAGCAGCGCCGCCUGGCGCGCGAGAACCCCGGCGCGCUCGCCGCUGUGGCCAAGGGCGCCAGCAUGGCCGUGGCCGAGUGCCAGCACCAGUUCAAGAACCGACGCUGGAACUGCUCCACCAGAAACUUCCUCAGAGGGAAAAACCUGUUCGGCAAGAUCGUCGACAAAGGUUGCCGCGAGACGGCGUUCAUCUACGCCAUCACGAGCGCGGGCGUGACGCACGCGGUGGCGCGCGCGUGCGCCGAGGGCUCCAUCGAGUCGUGCUCGUGCGACUACUCGCACGUGGGGGCCGCGCCGCACCGCGCGCGCGCCGCCGCCGCCAGCAACGUGCGCGUGUGGAAGUGGGGCGGCUGCAGCGACAACAUCGGCUUCGGCUUCCGCUUCAGCCGCGAGUUCGUCGACACCGGCGAGCGCGGCAAGACCGUGCGCGAGAAGAUGAACCUGCACAACAACGAGGCCGGACGAGCGCACGUGCAGACGGAGAUGCGGCAGGAGUGCAAGUGCCACGGCAUGUCGGGCUCGUGCACGGUGAAGACGUGCUGGAUGCGGUUGCCGAGCUUCCGCUCCGUGGGCGACUCGCUGAAGGACCGGUUCGACGGCGCGUCGCGCGUGCAGGCGCGCGGCGGCGAGCUGGAGGCGCCGGCGCAGCGCAACGACGCCGCGCCGCGCCGCGAGCCGCGCCGCGACCGCUACCGCUUCCAGCUGCGCCCCUCCAACAAGGAGCACAAGGCGCCCGGGGUCAAGGACCUGGUGUACGUGGACCCGUCGCCCGGCUUCUGCGAGCGCAACCCGCGGCUCGGCAUCGCCGGCACGCACGGCCGCGCCUGCAACGACUCCAGCCUGGGCGUGGACGGCUGCGACCUCAUGUGCUGCGGCCGCGGCUACCGCACCGACACCAUGUUCGUGUACGAGCGCUGCAACUGCACCUUCCUGUGGUGCUGCGAGGUCAAGUGCAAGCGCUGCCACACGGAGAAGGUCGUGCACACGUGCUUAUAGACGCGCGCGGACGCUAGUGAUGUGUGAGUGACGGACACGGGGACUCGGCCGCGAGUGCGGGGCGUAGACUUGUACAUACAUCUCUCUCUUCGAUCUACGACUUCGAAACUGUAACUCAUAUUGACUUAUGUAAAUAGUUCUGUCUCACUGUUUAUUUCUUCUUUCCAUAAUUGAUCCGGCAUUAAAUUGAAAUAAGCGAUAGGUAUUUACAGUGUAUUAAUCACGGCCCACUCGAUCGUUUAAUUUAUUCGCCCGUUAAGUGCGAACAUGUGAUCUAGUAACGUUAGUUUUUGUGGACUCUGUCGUCGGGAAACUAAUGAGACCAGUUUAAUGACGAUUUGUUUCUGUCAGGCUGUCAUCCCUCGUUUAUAAUCGGAAUUGGUUUUAUUGGUUUUCUUACGCGGUCAGGUGUAUAAUUUAUUUAUUUUAGAUAUCGUUCUUAUUGUAAAUCAUUCGACUGUGCACGGUGGGACGCAUCGACUAGAGGGCCAGGCUCAUUAGUGUGAUGUGUGCGGCGGCGGCGGGCGCGCUAUUCUACAAGCGACCGUGCAUGCGCGCCACUUGUGUACAUUACCUAGAGAGGGUGUUGAAUCUGUGGUUCAAGAAACAGGUUCCCCGUUUAUAGUAGAAACAUGACGGUCGGCUUAGAGUCGUCGAGUGGACUAGAAUAGCGCGCCCACAGUUCGCGGUGGGCACUCAAUAUGGAAUAGCGACGGCCCAACACGGAGAGACCUUAUAAUGUGAGAAGCUAAAGCGUUUGACUUUAUAUGGUAUUUCUUAAUAUCAUUCCAAAGUUUAUAUUUCUGUACAAAAUUCACAAUUAAUUACGGCUGCAAUAAUCGUUUUGGUUCGUUAAAUAUUCUCUAUUUUAUAGUUCAUCGGGAGCAUCGCAUAACUGUUUUGAGAUUCAAGAGCGAAAUUAUCUUGUAAUUAUAAUUUAAUUUCAUAAUUAACGUCUUCGUUGGACUUUGUGGCUUCUGCCUCUCGCAUAGGGUCUCUACUCGGUCGCCGGGCCUCGCGGCCGCCAUCGGGCCUUAUCAACCCGUAAGUAGUGCCGUCGUAAAAGUGUCCCACAUUACGAGAUAAACGUUCUCGAGAAUUUUAAUUAAAUAUUAAAGGAAUUAAAUAAUCAGUAUUAUACAUAUACUAUUGUAGCGAGCGAGCUGCGCCGCGAGAUAGUGCUGCACGCAGCCUCAUACCUGUUACAUAUUUUAUACAUUUGCGCCAUGUUUAAUCUGUUAUUUUAUUGUAUUUAAAAGCAUGUUCGCUAUGCCACUUUUUUAUACAGUAUUUUUAUUAACGUAGAUAGAAUUUAGCAGACUGUUGAAUUGGAACUGACGGUAUUAAUAGACACGUAAAAUAGUAUUAACACAGACUGCAUUUAAUUUAAAAUAACAAUAGUUAAAAUCGACUAUAUGUAACAAUAGAAAGUAAUUUAACCAGAGCCGGUUUGAUACAUUUGACUUUAUGUGCUAUAUAUGAUGGUACAUUUUGGUACGACAAUUUUGAAACAUGACUUCCGAACUCGACAGUUUGCUUGUUACAGUAAAACAAGAAUAUAGCAAGUUAGAAUGAUAUUUCACAUGUGAUAUAAUGUAGGAUAUCCGCUUAGUGAUCUUAAAAUAGCGAGCCGAAACAUGUAAAGUAAAUUAAUCUCAUGUCAUGUAAAAAAGUGUUGUUUAUUAUUAUGAAUAGAAGAAACAACUUUUUUCGAAAAACCUGAAACACAAAGGGGCUACUACCAUAACUUUCACUAAUUAUGAUGCUCCACUAAUUCUGAAAUUCUGACGUUUCUUAAAGCCAUCCUUAAAGUUGAUAAGAGUUGUAGCAGUAGUAGUAGCCUCUUUUGGUACGAGUAUAAAUAAUCGAUCAAUAUUAGUGUAAUGUAUUCUAUAGAUAUUUAUUUUUUGUGACGAGUCUUAGGUAGUAUACAUUGUAAAGCAGUACUCAAAGGGUAUUUAAACAGUCAAUUAUAUUGUUUAGGUAUAAAAGGAGUAUCGAGCCUGUACAAGGCGCUGAAAUAUUAAGGAAGAACUGAACAAACAAUGUGCCACAAUAAAUUACAAGACUGAGGUAUUUUUAAAUGUUUUAGUUAUAAUUCUCCAUGACUAGGGAUACUUUAUUGCACCAUUUUUGGGUUAAAUUAUUAACAAAAUCAAUUGUGAUAAAAAGUAUUUUUUUAUUUUUAAAAUUUGGAUCGCCUGUGCCAUUUUUAACAUCUUUUAUCCCUGACUGUUUUAUUAUCAGUUUCAAAAUGUAACUUUUUAACCCGAUGAAAUUUGUCUCGAAUAAGUAUACAAAAUGUAAAAUUGAUUUUAUGCAUGUAAAUAUUUUAGGUAAAUAUGUCUCUUUAAAUUAUUUAUGUGAAUGUAGUUUUUAACCUUGUUAAUUGUAGUUCGUAUACAAUUAAAAUCAGCUGAAACUGAAUCUCGAAUCUUGUAUAUUAUGUACCUAAAUAUGUGAAAUUUAUUAUAUUUCGUCCAGUGACCAGUUGCGGUUGACAAAAUAUUAUUAUUAUAAUUAUCGAUUUGUACAUAGGCAGUACCUAU
Plutella xylostella (diamondback moth) is the source of this 3782-nucleotide messenger RNA. RefSeq names its product Wnt family member 1 wingless (gene wg). Gene Ontology annotation, biological process: cell fate commitment; multicellular organism development; neuron differentiation. Gene Ontology annotation, molecular function: cytokine activity; frizzled binding. The record is from RefSeq and is a predicted model, not a curated record. NCBI's taxonomy places the organism in Eukaryota, Metazoa, Arthropoda, Insecta, Lepidoptera, Plutellidae. Gene Ontology annotation, cellular component: extracellular region.